This is a messenger RNA of Camellia sinensis, 6674 nucleotides long. The record is from RefSeq and is a predicted model, not a curated record. Lineage: Eukaryota; Viridiplantae; Streptophyta; Magnoliopsida; Ericales; Theaceae.
UCCUGUGUGUAGGUGAACCAUCAUCAGUGUAGAAGAAGAGAGAAAGCGAUUACCCCACCCUAGAGAGAGAAAGCGAUUACCCCAACCUAGAGAGAGAAAGCUCAGUCCUCAACGAUGCCGAAAUCGAAGAUCAAACUCCCCCAAAAUAGUUAGGGUUUCUCUUGAGUACUGUACUGGUUCAGCCCUGGGGACUGAGACCACUCAAUUCAGAGCCUGUUGUUGCGCCGAUUGGCUUCGGUUCAUGUUCAUAAUGGAGAUUGAUUCGCCUCCCGAUGCUGACACCAUUUCGCCUCGAGAUCGUAUUCUUCAGAGACUUUCCCUGCAAGGUGUUCCUGCAGAGUAUCUUGAGAAGCUCCAGCCUAGUCUAGUUACUUUUCUUAAGGAUAACAAGUUCCAAAUACCUGAUCUGGUCUCUGCUAUCUUACCAAAUGAUGAUGAUGAGGAAGAGGAGGCUUUUUCCCCAAGGCUUGCAGAUCAUUUCCAUGAAAGCAUGGUUUGGUUGCAGUGGUUGAUGUUUGAGGGUGAACCAGGUGAUGCGUUGAAUAACCUAGCCAAAAUGAGUGUUGGCCAGCGCGGUGUCUGUGGGGCUGUUUGGGGUAACAAUGAUAUAGCAUACCGCUGCAGAACAUGUGAGCAUGACCCGACCUGUGCGAUUUGUGUUCCUUGUUUCCAGAAUGGGAACCACAAGGACCAUGAUUAUUCUAUUAUCUAUACGGGUGGUGGUUGCUGUGAUUGUGGAGACGUGACUGCUUGGAAGCGCGAGGGCUUUUGUUCGAAGCAUAAAGGUGCAGAACAGAUACAACCCCUUUCAGAGGAGUUUGCUAAUUCUGUGAGGCCUGUCCUUGAUUUGCUUCUUGUCUAUUGGAAAAAUAAGCUAACGAUUGCAGAUCCUAUAUCUCAGCAAAGUCCUACAGUAGAUGAUCAUGUAACAGAGUUCGGAAAGGUUGCAGAUGUGCUAACAUCUGCUGUGGUGCAGAUGCUUUUGGAGUUUUGCAAGUGUAGUGAAAGUCUGCUCAGUUUAAUUUCUGAGAGAAUGUUUUCGUCAGUUGGUUUACUGGAUAUUCUGGUGAUGGCAGAGAGGUUCUUGAGUGAGGAUGUCGCAAAGAAGCUUCAUGAGUUACUUUUGAAAUUGUUGGGUGAACCUUUAUUCAAAUAUGAGUUUGCAAAGGUCUUUCUUAAUUAUUAUCCAACUCGGGUCAGUGAAGCCGUAAAAGAAUGUAGUGAUGCUGUUUUUAAGAAGUAUCCGCUGCUGUCCACAUUUUCUGUUCAAAUUUUCACUGUGCCAACUCUGACUCCAUGCCUGGUGAAGGAAAAGAAUCUCUUGGUCUUGCUAUUGGAAUGUCUGGAAGACAUUUUUAUUUCUUGUACUGGACAAGAUGGACAAUUACAGGUUACGAAGUGGGGAAAUUUGUAUGAAACAACUCUUCGUGUGGUUGAAGAUAUUCGAUUUGUCAUGAGCCAUGCCAUAGUACCUAAGUAUGUAACCCAUGAUCGGCGAGAUAUCUCAAGGAUGUGGAUGAGGCUAUUGGCUUUUGUGCAAGGGAUGAACCCUCAAAAGAGAGAAACAGGCAUUCAUAUAGAAGAAGAAAAUGAAAAUAUGCAUUUGCCUUUUGUUUUAGGUCAUUCUAUUGCAAACAUUCAUUCUCUCCUAGUGGCAGGGGCAUUUUCUAUCAGUACUGCAGAGGAGACAGAUGAUGAAAAAGAUUAUGAUGAUCGAGAUAGCCCAAGACAUGCCAAAGUCGGAAGGCUUUCGCAGGAAAGCUCCGUUAGUAGUGGAACAGGCAGGAAUUGUACAUUAGGUUCUGCAUCCAGAGUUGCUGAAGCAAAAUCUGAUAUCCUUUUAAUUCGGCCUUCUAUUUCAUGGUUAACAUUCGAGUGCUUGAAGGCUAUUGAAAAUUGGUUAAGAACGGAUAAUACGUCAGAAGCUCUUUUUAAUGUCUUAUCACCGAAAGCAGCGAACAUGUCAGGGAACAACUUUUUUGCAUUCAAGAAAACACUAUUGAAGUUUAGGAAGGGUAAAUCCAUUUUUAGGUCAUAUAAUGCACCUUCAGCCAGCAGUAAACUUACGAGUUCAAGUGAACUUCAAGGUAGACAGGGUUCUUCACCAGCUCACAGUGGAUUCCACAUAGGUAUCAACUUGGAAAGUGGACGAGUCAUGGGACAGGAUGCUAGUCCUGCUGCUUUUGAUGAUAAUACGAUGGAAGUAGACUAUGCUACUGAAUUAGAAGCACUACGUGUUCUAAGUCUGUCAGAUUGGCCAGAUAUAGUAUAUGAUGUUAGUUCACAGGAUAUAUCUGUUCACAUCCCUUUACAUCGAUUAUUGUCAUUGGUUUUACAAAGAGCAUUGAGAAGAUGUUACGGUGAGUCCGCUUUGCCCAGCACAAUUAGUGCCAAUUCUGCUGAUUCAUCAACUAUCUGCCAGGAUUUCUUCGGGCAUGUUCUAGGAGGGUGCCACCCGUAUGGGUUCUCUGCCUUCAUUAUGGAGCAUCCUUUACGAAUUAGAGUAUUCUGCGCUCAGGUUCAUGCUGGAAUGUGGAGGAAGAAUGGGGAUGCAGCCAUAUUAUCUUGGGAAUGGUAUCGUUCAGUUCGCUGGUCCGAGCAAGGUUUAGAGCUUGAUCUACUUCUGCUGCAGUGCUGUGCUGCUUUAGCUCCAGCAGAUCUUUACGUCAACAGAAUUUUAGAGCGUUUCGGAUUGUCAAAUUUCCUCUCUCUACAUCCUGAACGGUCUAGUGAGUAUGAACCAGUCCUGGUGCAGGAGAUGCUUACUCUUAUUAUACAAAUAGUAAAAGAAAGGAGGUUUUGUGGACUAAAUAUGGCUGAGUGUUUGCAACGAGAGUUAAUUUAUAAGUUAGCAAUUGGAGAUGCCACCCGCAGUCAGUUGGUGAAAUCAUUGCCUCGUGAUCUUUCCAAAAUUGAUCAGCUUCAGAAAAUUUUGGAUACAAUAGCCGUGUAUUCCAAUCCGUCUGGCAUGAAUCAGGGUAUGUAUAAAGUGCAUUUGCAAUAUUGGAAGGAACUGGAUUUGUAUCAUCCACGUUGGAACUCAAGGGACUUGCAAGUUGCGGAAGAAAGAUACUUGCGCUUUUGCAGUGCUUCUGCACUGACUACUCAGCUACCCAAAUGGACAAAGAUAUAUAAUCCUCUCAGUGGAGUUGCUAGAGUGGCUACUUGUAAGAUGGUUCUCCAAAUCAUUCGUGCUGUAUUAUUUUAUGCUGUCUACACUGAUAAGUCAACUGCAUCACGUGCACCUGAUGGAGUUCUGCUGACAGCAUUGCAUUUGCUCUCAUUAGCAUUAGACAUCUGUUGUCAGAAAGGGGAAUUUGGUGAUCAAUUGUGUUGCAUUGGUGAUUCGAUUCCCAUCUUAGCUUUUGCUGGGGAAGAAGUAUAUAUGGGAUUUGCUAAUAGAUCCGGGGACCAGAGCUUGUUAUCACUUCUUGUGUCAUUGAUGAGGAUGCAUAGGAAGGAAAAGCCAAACAACUUUCUGGAACCUGGUGGUUUCAACCUUUCCUCUCUGAUUGAAAGUUUAUUGAAGAAGUUUGCAGAAGUUGACUCUGGAUGUAUGACUAUACUGCACAAACUUGCACCUGAGGUGGUCAAUCAUCUGUCCCAUCCUGGUCCAAAUUGUGGUACAGAUCUCAGAGGUUCAGCUUCUGAAGGUGAUAAGCUCAAGGCAAAAGCUCGAGAGAAACAAGCGGCCAUAUUGGAAAAAAUGCGAGCCCAGCAAUCCAAAUUUUUGGCAAGCAUUAAUUCAAUUACAAAUGAUGGGUUGGAUGGUUCAGAAGGUGGAGAAGAAGCAUGCCCCUCUGAUAUCAGAAGCGACAGUGGAGAGCCCACACAAGAUGUCUGCUCUCUUUGCCAUGACCCAAAUUCUAAAGGUCCUCUAUCUUUUCUGAUUCUUCUCCAGAAAUCCAGGCUUCUGAGUCUCAUUGACAGAGGUCCCCCAUCAUGGGAACAAGUUUGCCAGUCAGACGGGGAGAAUGUUCUUAACCAUUCAAACAAGAUGAGUGUUACAUCUGAUAGGAACACUGCCUCAAGCAGUUCAGGGCUGAUUUCAUCUUCUCAGUUGAAUCAAUUGAUUCAAAAUGCGGUAAAUGAGUUUGCUUCUGAUGGACAGCCUAGGGAAGUCAAUGCUUUUCUUGAAUUCAUCAAGGCUCGGUUCCCUUCGGUUAGGAAUAUUCAACUGCCUUGCACAUCAAAUGAUACAAGGGAAAGGACUGCAUGUUCCCUUGAGACAUUAGAAGAACACAUGUACUUGUCCAUUCGUCAACAAAUGCAUGAUAAUUUGCUUCAUUCAGAUUUUGUACAGGAUGAUCAGACGUCACCAACAGUUGAACGGCAUUCAACAAGUGGAGGUGCUGAAUCUCUUUUGCUUGGAAAAUAUAUUGCCUCUCUUUCAAAAGAGACAAUUGAGAAUCCUGCUUCGGAAAAUACCCGUUCACGAAAUGCAGCACCAUCAGAAUCUUCUUCACCUCUUGCAGCAUAUGAUGGCUUUGGUCCCUUAGAUUGUGAUGGAAUCCAUGUUUCUUCUUGUGGGCAUGCUGUGCAUCAAGCAUGUCUUGAUCGUUAUUUAUCAUCACUGAAAGAAAGGUAUGUUAGACGAAUUGAUUUUGAAGGACUCAUUGUAGAUCCAGAUCAGGGGGAGUUUCUCUGCCCUGUAUGUCGUGGACUUGCAAAUUCAGCAUUGCCUGCAUUACCUGGAGAUUCUCAAAAGGUUUCUAGACCACCAAUGGUGUCAACUGUCAGUUGGCCAGAUGCUACAGGCCAAUUAUCCUCUGCAAACAGGGAAACUGAUUUCCUUCGCUUUCGGGAAGCCCUGUCUCUUUUACGUAGUGCUGCUGAUGUUGCUGGGAGGAGUGAAAUCCUAAAAGAUUUUCCAAUGCAUCAAAAUGGAAGGAUAAGACCAAAUCCUGAAUCCAUGUUUCGUGUACUAUCUGGAAUGUAUUUUCCAGGCAAACAGGAUAGGAUUUCAGGAUCUGCAAGGGUAAGCCACUCGGUAAUUAUGUGGGACACUCUUAAGUACUCUCUUAUAUCUGCUGAAAUUGCAUCUCGCUGCGGAAGGACUUUUUUGGCUCCAAAUUAUGGCCUUAAUGCCUUACAUAAGGAACUCAAAUCUUCAAGUGGGUUUAUAUUAUCUUUGUUGCUAAAAAUUGUGCGAAGCACACGGACAAAGAACAGUCUUACUGUUCUUCUAAGUUUGAGAGGUAUUCAGCUCUUUGCGGAGUCAGUAUGCUCUGGCGUUUCAUUAGAUGAAUUUCCAAGCCAGAUAUACAGACAGGGAGAAUUUCCGAGCCAGAUAUACAGACAAGGAGCUAACAUGUUAUCUAUCUUGAAAAAUGUUGAAACGGAUGUACCAUAUCCAGACAUCCAAUUUUGGAGACGAGCUUCCGAUCCUGUUCUUUCUCGUGAUGCUUUUUCAUCACUGAUGUGGGUACUCUUUUGUCUUCCGUCCCAAUUUCUGUCUUGUGAAGAGUCCUUCUUAUCCCUUGUGCAUAUCUUCUACGUUGUCUCCAUAGCUCAGGCUAUAAUCACAUAUUGUGCAAAAUGUCAAUGCAAUGCAACUGAAUUAGGAUGCGAUGAUGUCCUGAUCACUGACAUCUCCAAAGUUAUGGGAGAAUAUGUAAUUGCUAAGCAGUAUUUUGUUUCCAACUACAUUGAUCUUUCUUAUGAUAUCAAGGAUACAAUUCGUAGCUUGAGCUUUCCUUUUUUGCGAAGAUGUGCUUUGUUGUGGAAAGUAGUGAACUCUUCCACCUCUGCACCAUUUAGCGAUGGGGCUCAAGUGCUGGAUAGGUCAUCUCAUGCCAUUGACGAUAUGAUGGAAUAUACCAAUGCCAUUAAGGUGGAACUUGUUGAAGUUGAAAAGCUGGAGAAGAUGUUUAAGAUUCCCAAUCUAGAUGUUGUUCUUAACGAUAAAGUGCUACGCUCCGUAGUCUUAAGAUGGUUCCAUCAUUUUAUGGAGUGUGUAGUUCACAAUCGUCAGUCUGUUUUGCACUUGACCCCUGCAGUUCCAUUUAAGUUGAUGCAUCUGCCACAUCUUUACCAGGAUCUCUUACAGAGGUAUAUAAAGCAGCACUGCCUUGAUUGCGGAGCUGUUCUGGAAGAGCCAGCGUUGUGCCUGCUGUGUGGCAAAUUGUGCUCUCCAAACGGGAAGAUAUGCUGCGGGUCUGUAUCUCAUCAAUACUUGGAAAGUAGGUGCCAAACUCAUGCAAUGGCCUGCGGUGCUGGAACUGGAGUAUUCCUGUUGAUUAGGAAAACCACAAUCUUGCUUCAGAGAUCUGCACGUCAGGCACAUUGGCCUUCCCCAUACUUGGAUGCAUUUGGUGAAGAGGAUAUGGAAAUGCAUAGGGGAAAGCCAUUGUAUUUGAACGAGGAACGCUAUGCAGCCCUUACUCAUAUGGUGGCUUCUCAUGGUCUUGACCGGAGUUCCAAGGUUUUUCGUCAGACAACUAUUGGUGCUUUGUUAAUGUUUUAGCAUGAAGUUGUGGAAGACAUUCUUGUGAAGGUGGUUAGGAUUCUAAUUCAGAUGUAUGAUGAUAAAUGAGUCUCCAAAUGUCAGCUAUGCAAUUAUCCAUAUCUCCUACUUUGGGGCUUAAACUUAAGGAUCUUGGAGGGAAUUCGUGGCUUGGUCCAAUGUAUAGGCGAUUCAGGUUAGCUUGGAAAUGAUUCUUUAUGACACUAGU